Betta splendens (Siamese fighting fish) is the source of this 3108-nucleotide messenger RNA. RefSeq names its product cyclin-dependent kinase 12-like. Lineage: Eukaryota; Metazoa; Chordata; Actinopteri; Anabantiformes; Osphronemidae. The coding region runs from base 647 to 2557 and encodes 636 amino acids. The transcript has 4 exons. The record is from RefSeq and is a predicted model, not a curated record.
UUGCUGUAGCAUUAGCAUUAGUAUUAGCAGGCUGAUCACACUCCACCCAGGAGGUGGCGCUGGUGUUAACGUCUCGUUACGAGGCCAAACACCCGGUGGUGAAUAGGAACUGCAAGACCGCCAGUUAGCUUAGCUGGUUGCACAACAGUGAGCUUCUCUAAUCGUUUUAAGGGCAGGAGUGGCCUUUUGGUAGCCACUGGCUCUCAUCCCGUGAGUGGGGCAGCCCGACGAGAAAGGAGACAUUGAUUUAAUAUCAGGUACUAGUAGCCGAUACUGUGCUGGCUGUUGGUAGCCUAUUAGCAACAGCUAUCUUAGCCCAAGGCAAUUAGUGGCACUGCAUCUGAGCACCGCAGAGGUUAAUUUAUGUGGCGCUGGUGCAGUUGUAUGCGAUAAUACAUUGUGAGCUACAUUUUCUGUAAACGUCAACAAGAAGCUAAAUGCGACCGAACGUUGACAUACUAACAAAUGGUGUGUGGCUCAAAUGGCGUCAGGGUCGUAAUUGUCGCUAAAUAUCCACAAAAGCCUGGGACGGAUCCGGACAGUACGGGUUGCGUCUGUGCUGCGCGACGCGUUGGAUUAGCCUGUAAGUACAGUGUCAUUAUAAGAACUCAGAUAUUCACUCAGCUGCUGAAGUUGCUGUGAGGUGAUGUACUCGCACCGGUCUGAGUACAGUGACAGGCGGCCACACAAUGACAACAGUACAAGGAAGUGGGAUGUCUAUGAUGAUAGAGUGGAAGGAAGUGAUAGGAAUUACAGAGAUGAUAGGAAUUCCUAUCAUAGAUAUGAGGGAGAUGGACACAGCAGGGCCGAGAGGGUAAGCAGAAGUCGAGAGUACAGUGAUUCACCUAACAGGAUGUACAGCAAAGAUUCACUGAACAGAGAGUGGAGCAGAAAAAGCCCAGUAAAGAGACGCAACACUUCUCCCCACUGGAGGUCCUCUGAGACCAAAAGGCGAAGGUCUGACAAAAAGUAUGACGAGGAUUAUAGACACAGGCAAGAUCAUGAGGAUAAAACAUACAGGCAGUCACCAGAAGGAUUCUCUCAUAUAAAUGUAUCCAAGGAUUUCAAACAUACACCACCACAUAAAGAAGAUGCGAGAUAUAAGAAUACCUAUAAAGAUUCCAGAUACCGGCCUCUCGAUGAGGAGCUCAUGUACAAGAAACAGCAUGAUAGUUACAGACCGUUGUCCCCCCAUUACAAAGAGAGAGGUCAAUAUGAGAGGAGCUGGGACUGUUCACAAGGAAGGACAUGGUCACAAGAUCACUCUAAAGAGAGUCAUGUCAAAUCCAGAGAGAGGAAUGAUAGCACUUACGGUGAUUAUGAAAACCAGUGUGAUAACAGAACAAGGUUUCGUUCAAAUGGGUCAAUUGAACAGUAUUCAACCAGCACUGAAACGAACCGACAAAGUCCUACUGUUCCUGGGCAGAAACCAGCCAAGGGUUUCCAGCGUUUCCUCGAUGUGCUCAACAAGGGCGUUAACGUUGCCACGCUCACCAAGAUCGUGACUCAAACCUCAGCCGACGCCACUGAUCGACCUUGUUCUCCAGUGUCUUUCACAAGCCGUGCUGAAGGUCUGCAGCCUCCUGUUUAUGCUGGGAGGCAACAAGGAAGUCAACAAAGUAACUGCCACUGGACUGAGCGCAGGGAAACCCAGAGGCUGGCGUCUCCACAGGCCCACAUGUCCUUCAACAGACAGAUGAGUCCUUAUUGUGAACAAAGGCGUGAGGGAGGACAAAGCUACCUGACUCCAUUAGUGGUGGAGAGUAUAACCCUGGAACCUGAAGAUGAGCACAGGCAGAGACAGAUGCAGGGUGUUUUGCAGGCCAUUGGCAUGGACUUGGGGUCUGAUGAACUGGGACAAAUGUCACAUCGUAUUCAGCAGCGGCUUUAUGGAAAAAAGAAUGAGGACUGGGGUUCCUAUCGCGGGGAAAGUGUAGAAAGGGAUACGAGGAGAACGCCCUCUCCAAGCCGUCAAAGUAGAUCAUCUUCAAGCAGAUCCAACAUGAGCCCACUCACUCAAGACUAUUUAAAGAAUAAAGACUGUUAUAGUGCUGAGAGUGACGUAACCGAUCACAUUCAAGCUGGUGACUUUUGCCAGAACAGCAGCAGCAGCAGUUCUUUACUAGACGAUAGGAAAUGUGUAAACAGCUCUCAGGAAAACUCUGCAGCAUCACAAGCAUUUUCUCCAAGUCCUGCAUACACUGUGUCAGAAGCACCUGUCACACCUGUGGUGCCAUCAUACUCUCCGUUCCCACCAAUGACUCCAGCUCUGCCUCCAGUUCUACCUAAUUUGCCCCCUCAUAUUGCCAUUGGCAUAUCUAGGCUUCUGUUGCCUCACCUACCCCCCAUCUUCCCGUACCCCCGUAUCCCACCUCUAAACUUAUUGCCAGGAGUCCUCAAUCCAACUCGGCACCUGCUCCCCCAGCAGAUCAGUAAUAUUCGGUCUCCCCUCUUUAACCUGCCAGUCCCAACACAGCCUGUGAAUGCAACACAAAAGUCCAAAACACUAUCACGGCCGCGGUGUUUGCAGGUUAUUGAAACCAAUCAAACUGGAUGAUGACGGAUGCAUGUGGCGUCUAUGUAACUGUGGCUGUUUGUACUUGCCAGAAUAGUAAAAGGUGCUGAGCAAAGGGUUGGGCUGUCAUUUACACUGUUUAAACCACUAAUUGAGUCAAAUCAGGAAUCAGUGUUGGAAACUUGCUAGAGGCUUUUUGUGAGACCAUAAAGAAAAGCUAAGAAAUGAUAAUAAACUAAUGGAUUGACUUGGCCCUAGAGCUCAGUCUAUUAUGACAUCUCUUCUUUGAAACACUGUCUGGUACUUUACUUUUUGACAUAUAAUUUGGUUUUUAAAAUUGUGUUAAAUAUAAAAAGAAUUUAACAGCGUAACAUAACUUUUUGUUGAAAUGUUCUGUUUUUUUUCUGAGACCUCACCCAUACGUGUACAAAGGGCACUGUUGUCAUUUAGUGACAGUGAGCAUUUAGUCUUCAGCCUAGUUACGCCUACAACAUGUGCUGUCAUUUUGUUUUGGCUUCACUUGCAGAACAUAACUAUAAAUAUUCAACUAAUUGUGUUCUGAACCUCUACACAGUAAAGACGACUACAACAUU